AUGCUGGAACGGUUCAAGAAAGCAUUGGGACGACGAAGCAAAGAGCAAUCCCCUUUGACACCGACAUCCAGCGUUUCGGGCCCCGCCGACACUAGAAACCGCAGCGAUCGUUGGCAGAUAGCGUAUGAUCAGCUAAACGAGACCGAACAGAGGAAUCUGUCGAGACUGCUUCUGUCAACAACGCCAACACAGUCUGGUGACAGCCGUUCGCGAACAAAAGAGAUACUAACACAAGUACUUGAAACAACUGAAAAGCAGUAUGAGGAGUACCAGCAGAACCGAAGUGCCAUUCGAGCGACGGCGCACAAAAUCCUCAACUCCACAUUGUCGUUUCAAGAUAUCAUCAGUAAUAUCGCGAGAUUGGACCCGACAGGCCAUGCUUCGAGCGCCUGGGCGAUAGUAUCCCUCGGCCUGACAAUGGCUAAAACCCAUACAGACCGGCGGGAUGCUCUUUUCGAGUCAGCAGCGUAUCUGGCGGACGUUUUGACGAGAUCUGCCUUUAUCGAACAACAGUUGUAUAGUGAGACAGACGUAGCGAUACCGAAUGCUGAAAAAGAUCGAUCGCUCAUCCGGGUUUACGUGGCAAUACUGCGCUAUGCGGCUGAAGUGUGCAGGAUUCAACAAUCUAGUAUAGGAAGAGAUCUCAUGGAGAGCAUAACAGCCAUAACGAGCCAGCCACUUACCCAGCUCAAGUCCUCGAUCAAAGAAGAGGAGUCGCAACUGCAACUCUGGCUACUUCUAGACCAGCACCUGCAUCGAAAGGCAGAGGCAGAGGCCAUUCUUGCUGGCAUCGACGAAGUGAGAAUGGCUGUGCAAGAAGUGGGCAAGGCAGUUACCUUGCUGAACCUGCCUUUCGCUGAUGGCGCGUUUUUUGACUCCUUCAGUGAUCAACAUGAAGAUGAAUGCCUUCCUAGAACACGGGUACAGUUGCUCCAGCAAAUCAAAGAGUGGGGAAGCUUGGGCGACAGAAGUAUAUUUUGGUUGAGUGGCAUGGCAGGAACAGGCAAGUCUACUAUUGCAAGGACAGUAGCUCGAUUGUUCAAGGAGCAAGGCAUCCUUGGAGCAAGCUUCUUCUUCAAAAGAAGCGAAGGGGAUCGAGGGUCAGCAGCAAGGUUCUUUCCAACAACUGUGAAGCAGCUAGCAGCUUAUAUUCCAGGAAUGAUUCCCGGGAUUCAAAAAGCACUAGAGGAUGAUCCUGCAAUUCCAGCAAAAUCACUCCGGGAACAGUUUGACAAGCUCUUCCUGAAGCCAUUACUUGCUGUGAAUCAGAAAAAGGUGGGAAUUCCUGCAGUGAUCGUUAUCGACGCCCUGGAUGAGUGCGGGCGAGAGGAAGAGGUGGAGGUUCUCCUCGAGCUCUUACCCAAGGUCCAAAAGGUAGUCCGAUUCUUCGUGACAGCCCGGCCAGAUCCAGCCAUCCGCUUUGGUUUCGCUCAAAUGGAUCCGAGCGAGUAUCAGAGCACUAUUCUUCAAGAUCUGGACAAUGAUGUGAUAAAGCAGGACAUCACUCUGUAUCUUCGGGAAGAAUUUUCAAAGAUAUGUCAGAAGCACCGGCGUUAUCUUGAUCAAAACUGGCCUGGGGAGGAGAAAAUCGAGGCAUUGGCAUCGAUGGCUGUUCCACUCUUCAUCUUUGCAGCUACUGUUUGUCGCUUCGUGGCUGACCGAAGAUUCAACCCAGAGAAGCGGCUGCAGCAGUUCCUUACAGAGCCCUCGGGGUCUAAUAUGGACAGGACAUACCGUCCGGUGCUGAACCAACUUCUUACGGACGAUAAAAGCGAUACGGAGCAGCUAGUGGGACAGUUCCAGGGAAUCAUUGGUGUGAUAAUUCUUCUUGCUGAUCCGCUCUCCCUCAUUGCCCUUGCACAACUCCUCGACAUACCAGAAGACGAUAUCAGCACUCAUUUGGAUUCUUUCCACCCAGUCCUGAGCAUACCUAAUGACCCACAGCUGCCUAUACGGACCCUGCAUUUGUCCUUUCAUGAUUAUCUUGUCGAUGAGCGCACGAGAACCCACGAAGCCACGUCUCAAUUCUGGGUGGAUAAACUAGCGAAACACGGCUUGAUAGCCACCCGGUGUCUCGCUGCCAUGUAUCGCUCACUACAAAAGAACAUUUGCAGGUUGCCGAGUUAUGGGACAAGUCGAGACGAGAUAGAUCCUGCCUCUAUUGCAAGCUCUCUCCCAGAAGCCCUUCAAUACGCUUGCCGUUACUGGGCUUAUCAUCUGAGCCAAGGCACAGUACCAAUAAGGAUCUUGGAUGGAGUCCUUCAAUUCCUGAAGAAGCACUUUCUUCAUUGGCUAGAGGUGAUGAGCAUUCUGGGACUUAUGCCUGAGGCUAUUAGUGCCGUCACUACACUGCUUGAACUGCUUAAUGCUACACCUAACAAUGAAAUAUUUAUCCUUCUGUCGGACGCCAAACGGUUUAUUCUAAAAAAUGCACACAUUGCAGCAAGAGCACCGCUGCAGCUAUACUGCUCUGGUCUUAUUUUCGCGCCACGAUAUUCUCGAACCAGAACCUUGUUUGUGGACGAUAUUCCUCAAUGGAUCCACCGACUCCCGGAGUUCGAAGACAAUUGGAGCCCGGAGCUCCAGACCCUCGAGGGCCAUGCUGGUAGUAUAAACUGCGUCAAAUUCUCCCCAGAUGGCAGGACCAUUGUCUCUGUUUCUUCUGACGGUACAAUCAAUCUUUGGAGCACAACAGGGACACUGGAGCGAACGCUGGAUGGUCAUGAAGCCGACCGGGAGAUUUUAGACGUCGCUUUCUCCCCAGAUGGCAACACAAUCAUUUCAGCCUCAGAGGACGGUACCGUUAAUCUCUGGAGUCGCACGGGGGACUUACAGAAAACACUGUACUUGCGGGAUGAAAAAAUGGUUGAUACCUGCUUCUCUCCCGACGGACGAGCGGUGGACGCUAGUUAUUAUAUACGGGAGGUCCCGAGCAAUAGCUUCACUAUAUCCGAUCUGAUCCCAAAGGAUGGCUUGAGAAGAGACGACCGCUUCCCUACCAGUCUGUUGUUCUCUCCCGAUGGGAAAAUCAUAGUCACUGGCUGCAGUGACGGCACCAUACAGCUGUGGGAUUGCCAUGGAAACUUACAGCACUCCCUCAAAGGUCACAACGAAUCUGUGAAUUCGGUAGCGAUAUCUCCAGAUGGAAACACGAUCGCUUCUGGGUCUACAGAUUGGACAAUCAAACUCUGGGAUGCUAUCACAGGGGCUAUGAGAGCUACGACGAUGAACCAUCUGGGGGAGGUGAAAUCAGUGAUCUUCUCCCCUGACGGCGGGCUUAUUGCGUCCUUUUCAGACGAAGUAUACCGAGGAACGGCAAAGGUGUGGGACAAAACAGGAGCUCUCAAACAUGCACUCGGCGGGCGUGAAAACGCCGUCAUCAGCGUGGCAUUCUCGCCCAAUGAUGCACUAACUGCAAUGGGGUUCAGAGACGACACAGUAAGCGUUUGGGAGACUGAUACUUGGACCCUGCACUCUCGGCUGAAUAGCGGUUCCUCGCCAGCAGAACUCGCAUUCUCUAGUGAUGGGAAACAGUUGGCAGCGGGGUGUUGGAGCAAGGUGGUAAACGUCUGGCAGCUGAACACCGGAACGCUUCAGAGUACACUGAGGGGGCAUUCCUCAGCGGUAAACUGCGUUGCUUUCUCACCUGACGGCAAACUGAUAGCUUCUGGAUCGGGAGACAGGACAGUCAGAAUCUGGGACGCCAGCAUCGGUACUACGUCCGAGUGCAAUCAAAAUGCACAUACAGGCGACGUGCGCACCGUAAGACUCUCACCGGAUGGGAGCCAUGUAGCAUCACAUGCAGUCGACGGCACAGUCCGGCUCUGGAACGCCGAUACAGGAGACCUGCAACAUAUCCUAUCGAACGAUGAACCACGGAACGACGGCUUCAUGUAUUCUCCGGAGGGCAUGCUGUUAUUGUUUGUUAGUGGAAUUGCCGCAGGGCCUAUGAUUUGGGAUGCCACCACGGGCAUUUUACAUUCCACUUUCCCUAGCGACGUCCCAGACAGCCUUGAAGGUGCAAGAUUUUCUCCUGAUGGUAGGACCAUUGUCUACCACACGAGACAGACUCUCAAUUUCAGAGACACUGCGUCUCAAGAGUUACUACACUCGGUGGAAGCGACCAGCAAUCUCUUCUUUCGCACCAAGUUUGUUUUCUCGUCUUCAGGCACCCAGGUCGCCAUAUAUGAAGGAGUUCCUUAUACCACACCUAGAAAUAAAGAAGGAGAGACCAAGGACAGAGAAGAAGCAGAUCUAAAGACGCUGACCACGUGGCGAGGAGACCGAAAGGUCACAGUUCACAGCACCAAAACAGGUGCUAUUCAAAGCGUCAUAAGCGGCCACCCAGAUCCGGCUAAAGUAGUCAAAUUCUCGCCGGAUGAUCGUUUCGUGGCAUCAGUCUCCUUCGAUGGAACAGUACGACUCUGGAAAACAGCUACCGGGGAGCUUGAGCACUGUCUUCAGCACUCGAGGCCUGUGGCUGCCCUGGCAUUUACACGGGAUGCGAAUACACUUGCUUCGUUGAGUGUCAGGGACAACACAAUCAAAGUCUGGGACACCGCUUCAGGAAUGCUACAGUACAUUCUACCCAGUGUCGAUGAAGUCGAAGACCUCGUCUCCUUUGCAGAGGACCGCAAGUUUCUAACAACAAACCGCGGCUCAAUCGACAUCGAGGCAUCGAGGGCGAAGGGAACAUGCGUGUUACGUCACGACAGUGUCUCCGUAGAGGACGGCGAGUGGAUUUACUUUGGUUGUCACAAGGUGCUCUGGCUCCCGCACGAGUAUCGUGGGGUCUCUGCUGUUCGGGACGGUCGAGUAGUUAUUGGACGCGGAACUGGCGAACUCACUUUCAUGGACUUUGUCUGUGGCUCCGAUGGGGCGUCCUAUGCACCUGUUUAGAUACCUGAUUCGAUUGGCGGGAGCUCUCCCCUAUACCAUGAGCAUACGCGCUAUUGCAGCACGCUUAGGCGUACCAAAACCCAGAGCUGACAGAAGGUGGAUGGAAACUAGGAGAAAGCUCAGGCAUAAUGAUCAAUGAAUGUUUCUAGGAAUGAUGAAGCUAUCUAGGAGCAAGCAGGCUAUAUGAAGCCAGGAUCGCGUGGUGCUAGGACACAGAGAACAAAGGGAGAGGUUCCGACAAGAACGAAAACUCAUAUUUGAAUGUGGGUAUCAUUGCCUGGACGGCUGCAUUCCGUCCCGGCCAUUCUUUCCAUCUCAAAUCCACCAACGAGUGGAGGAGCUGGGGUCUAACAAGCCAUCCCUCCGGACAAAGGUGGUGGAUUUGGCAAACAAAGAGCCCUCGGUCAAG
Molecule: messenger RNA, 5308 nt
Organism: Aspergillus calidoustus
Lineage: Eukaryota; Fungi; Ascomycota; Eurotiomycetes; Eurotiales; Aspergillaceae
Source: the annotation of a GenBank genome assembly